AUGGAAAAAAAUGUUUAUCAAAUUACCAAAGAAAAUCACAAGCCCAACUCUCGUUUGUGGGACUGUGAAAGCUCUCUCUAUGAUUCCUUUGAGCUCAAUUCCUUCAGACGACAUCUUGACUCCGCCAUAGCAUCACGAACUUUCUCCAUGCCUCAUUUAUCCACCUCCUCCGACGACGACCACCACCAAGCUUCACUCCCGACCCCACCACCGCCCCGCCCUUGUGUCCCAAUGACGACGCCUAUGUCCAAGGCUUCUUCCAAGUUCUCUCGGUCCUUCUCCAAGAUUCUCCGCUCUCUUUUCCGACCUAAACCUAAUUCCAAUACCCCGAUUUUUCGUGCUCAAGAUCAACCUAGAGAUGGAUUUUAUGUUUUUUAUGAAGUUGGGUCUCUCUCAACCAUUCCCGAAGUCCCUGAGGCCGACCUUGGAGCCGGUCUUUCGCCGGAGAUUAGCUCUUUGGUGAAGAAGACAGCUUCUGGGAGGUUCACGCCCAACUCCAUUGGCAUCUCAUGUGUUCUUUGA
Messenger RNA from Cucumis sativus (cucumber), 522 nucleotides. RefSeq lists its product as uncharacterized. The coding region runs from base 1 to 522 and encodes 173 amino acids. The record is from RefSeq and is a predicted model, not a curated record. The transcript has a single exon. Lineage: Eukaryota; Viridiplantae; Streptophyta; Magnoliopsida; Cucurbitales; Cucurbitaceae.